Penicillium manginii is the source of this 1746-nucleotide messenger RNA. RefSeq names its product phosphate:H+ symporter (gene phoD). Gene Ontology annotation, molecular function: phosphate transmembrane transporter activity. The transcript has 3 exons. Bases 1 to 1746 code for a protein of 581 amino acids. Gene Ontology annotation, biological process: phosphate ion transport; transmembrane transport. NCBI's taxonomy places the organism in Eukaryota, Fungi, Ascomycota, Eurotiomycetes, Eurotiales, Aspergillaceae. Gene Ontology annotation, cellular component: membrane. The record is from RefSeq and is a predicted model, not a curated record.
AUGCAGUCAGUUCCCUCCGAAACAGAGCUUUCUGCUUCUUUUGACCCGGACGAACAUCGUCGUCUGGCAUUUGAGCGCAUCGAGAAUGCCCGCUCUGGCUGGCAUCAUCUACGCGCCGUUGUUGUCGCGGGCGUGGGUUUCUUCACCGAUGCCUACGAUAUCUUCGCUAUCAACCUCUGUGUGAGCAUGCUAGGUGUCGUCUACUGGCAAGAUGCAAAGCAUAAUCCCGGCAAACUCCCCACAAACUCCGACACGGCCCUCAAAGUCUCGACCUCCGGUGGCACCGUCAUCGGCCAGUUGCUCUUUGGCUAUCUCGCCGACCGUUAUGGCCGCAAGCGAAUGUACGGCAUCGAGUUGAUCAUCAUCAUCUUCGCUACUCUGGCUCAGUCCCUCUCAGCUGCCUCCCCGGCCGUCUCCAUCACCGGCGUUCUCAUCUUCUGGCGAGUCGUCAUGGGCAUUGGAAUUGGUGGAGACUACCCUCUUUCUUCCAUCAUUACGUCCGAAUUCGCCAAUGCCAAAUGGCGUGGCGCCAUGAUGGGUUCGGUCUUCGCUAUGCAAGGCAUCGGCCAGUUCGCUGCAGCCAUAAUCGCCCUAAUCGUGACCGCCGGCUUUCAAAAAUCUCUCGAAUCUGCCAAGGAUGUCGCACACUGCUCGGGGGUCUGCCUGCUCGCUGUCGACAAGAUGUGGCGUACUAUCAUUGGCAUGGGUGCAGUGCCCGGAUUGAUCGCUCUGUACUUCCGACUGACAAUCCCCGAGUCUCCUCGUUACACCCUGGAAGUUUCGCGUGACCCUGUCAAGGCAGAAGCCGACAUUCAGGCCUAUAUCAAGGGAUUUCGUGAGGGUAGCCCUGAUGAGAUGCAGCGUAUCCAAGUCCAGCGCAAUGACCGCAUAGAAGCCAUCACCAAAGCGAGCUGGAAGGACUUUGCGCACCAUUACUGGAACUGGAAGAAUGGCCGGACUCUCCUGGGAACUGCUGGUUCCUGGUUUUUUCUGGACGUUGCAUUCUACGGUCUCGGCCUCAACAACUCGAUCAUUCUCGGUGCUAUCGGCUGGACAGGCGGGGAGAAUGUCUACCAAAUCUUCUACCGAAACGCCGUCGGCAAUCUGAUCCUCAUCUGCGCCGGCGCCAUCCCGGGGUACUGGGUUACCGUUGCGACAGUUGACACAAUCGGCCGCAAGCCGAUCCAGAUCGGCGGUUUCAGCAUUUUAACGAUCCUCUUCAUCGCCAUCGGCUUCGGCUUUAACAAACUGAAGCAUUCCCACAACGGCCUGUUAGCACUCUACGUGAUCGCGCAAUUCUUCUUCAACUUCGGACCUAACGCGACGACUUUCAUCGUUCCGGGCGAAUGCUUCCCAACCCGAUACCGCUCCACAUCGCACGGGUUCAGCGCUGCGGCAGGCAAAGUCGGCGCUAUUAUUGCGCAGUGUGUGUUUGGGCCGUUGGUGCAUCGUGGGGCGAAGAAAGAUUCCUCCGAUUCGCCGUGGUUGAAUCAUGUCAUGCAGAUCUUCGCUCUGUUCAUGUUUUGCGGGAUCUUCACUUCGUUUUUAAUCCCCGAAACCAAGCGGAAGACGUUGGAGGAGUUGUCUGGGGAGAUUCGUCCUCUUUCUCGGCCCCAGCUGGCGGGUGUGCAGGAUGGUGCGAGGAACGAGGAUGCGGAGAAGGGGAAUGUGAAUGUGAAUGCCCCGAAUCUGAAUACCCUGGAUGGGGAUGGCAAUCGCAAUGAGAAUUGGAAUGAGCUAGUGUGA